CAAAUUGUUAUCGGUGCCGGGAAGGUUUUGGUGGAGAUACUAGAUGUAGAGCAUGUGACAGUGCUUGCAAUACUGGAUUAGAAAGAUGUACUGGAUCAGGAUCUGGUGAUUGCUGUCUUGUAUUCUUACCUAAUGGAGACUGUAGUGAUGAUUGCUCAUCCUUUGGUGUGGAUUAUGCUGCUAGUGAAGACACUGAUUAUAAAUGCAUUUGUAAUUUAACCUGUGCUCUUGGUCAUUCACCAAACAGCAACUGCACUGAAUGUAUAUUCAAUGAUAUUUGUGAUAUUAGCAAUCCUUGUUUGAAUGGAGGAGAGUGUACAUCAUUUAGUGGCAUGAACAAUUAUACAUGUAACUGUACAGGAACUGGAUAUCAAGGGAUUAACUGCUCAGUGUCUCUACCUUCAUCAGUUGCAUCUCCUACACCAGCUGUUUCACCUUCAGUUGUUUUAAUAAAUACAGUAACACCUAAUCUUUUUCCUUCGUCCUCUUCGGAUGUUACAACAGCACCAGUUACAUUGAUAAUAGUAAUAAUAGCAAUAGUGAUUGGUCUCCUGCUCCUACUAAUAAUAGGAGGACUGAUUGCAUUCAGUGUUUAUUCUUAUGCUACAAAAGGGAAGAGGAAAACUUUCCCUCUCAAAGAGAGGAUAGGAUGGAGAAAGAAGCCAGAAAUAGUUUGAAAAGACGUUUCAGCUAAUUAAAUGUUGCUAAAUCAAUUGGAGUAUAAUAUUUAAUUGUGCUAACAACAAAAGUGAUGAAAUGAUUAAUGAAAAGUGA
Messenger RNA from Amphimedon queenslandica, 774 nucleotides. RefSeq lists its product as uncharacterized. The record is from RefSeq and is a predicted model, not a curated record. Lineage: Eukaryota; Metazoa; Porifera; Demospongiae; Haplosclerida; Niphatidae. Bases 333 to 677 code for a protein of 114 amino acids. The transcript has 5 exons.